AAGGCGGCGGGCAGGAGCCUGGCGGGCAGCCCGCGCCGGUAACCGGCCCCAUGUGAGCGCCCAGCUCUCGCCUUUCGCCGCCCGCACGCGAUCGGCCGCCAAACGCGAUGUCUUUCCGAGAGACCAAGGCGGGGGAGAGAGCCAAGCACCCUGAAGAUCAUGGCAAAAAGCAGAGUUCAAGUUGGAUCAACGGAAUGGAGAACAGCACCCAAGCCAGCACUUCUGUCGAGAAAAGAAAUCACCAUUGGAGAAGUUACAAGUUGAUUAUUGACCCGGCUCUGAAAAAAGGACAGCACAAACUCUAUCGUUACGAUGGGCAACAUUUUAGCAUGCCUAACUCUGGAAUUGCUCCUGUGGAUUGUGUCAGAGAUCCCAGAAUAGGGCGAAUAUGGACCAAAACUAAGGAGUUGGAGCUGUCUGUCCCCAAAUUCAAGAUUGAUGAAUUUUACGUGGGGCCAGUGCCGCCCAAGCAGGUCACCUUUGCCAAGCUGAAUGACAACAUCCGCGAAAACUUUUUGACCGACAUGUGCAAGAAAUACGGCGAAGUGGAAGAGGUGGAGAUUCUCUACAACCCCAAGAACAAGAAGCACCUGGGCAUCGCCAAAGUGAUCUUUGCCACCGUGAAGGGUGCCCGGGAGGCCGUCCAGCACCUUCACAACACCUCCGUCAUGGGCAACAUCAUCCACGUGGAGCUGGAUACGAAAGGUGAGACCCGCAUGCGAUUCUACGAACUGCUAGUUAAUGGUCUUUACACUCCUCAGACCCUUCCCGUUGGCACCGAGCAGGACGCAUCGCCAACUGUGAAUGAAGCUCUGCAGCUGACGGAUUCUCUGAAACGCCUGAAGGACAGUACCCUGUCCUCUGCGAGCUCGUCGGUCACCCCCAACAGCAGCACACCCUUUUCCCACGACACAGCCUAUUCCAGCUGUCGGCAGGACACCCCAAACUCGUACAGCCAAUUCACCCCUCAGUCCCAAGGAACCCCUCACACCCCACGCCUCGGGACGCCCUUUUCCCAGGAUUCCACCUAUUCCAGUCGGCAGACGACGCCUGUGUACCACUUUGGGCAGGACAGUGCGUACAAACCCAGGAGGCACGAAACAAAGUUUACGGACGCCUACAACCGUCGCCCCGGACAUCACUAUGUGCAUAAUUCAGCAGGCGUUUUCCGAGGGCCGGAGCAUCAGUUUAGUACGUUCAAACCUCAUCAGCAAGAACCCGUUCAGUUCUCUCACACUCCGCCCUUGAGCCACUCUGGUUCUUCAAGCUACAAAUCUGCCUUCUCUCCCUACCAAGCACCAGCUGUUUUUCCCCAGGCUGAUGAGCAGCAGUUUCCCCAAACUUCCCGGGAAGCGGAGUACCGAAGACCUGCACCGCCUCCGACUGAGAUGGUUGUGGAAAGUAGCACUGCCACUACUAUUGAUUUUGUUCCCGUGAAGGAAAAGCCGGAGGAGCCUCCUCCACCCCUGCCAGAUUCGAACUCCGUUCCCGAACCGAGUACAACAACCUUCUCUCAGACUCCGGAGAGGAGCGAGACCCCCGGCACCCCAACCAUGGAAUCGGAAAUGCAGCAUAACAGCUUAGACUCAAGGAUUGAGAUGCUCUUAAAAGAGCAGAGAACAAAGUUACCCUUUCUUAAUGAACAUGACUCAGAUAACGAGGUCCGAAUGGAAGGUAGCCCCAUCUCCUCUUCCUCUUCCCAGCUCUCUCCAAUCCCCAUGUACAGUUCGAACUCUCAGCCUGGUUACAGAGCUCAAACACCAUCCUCGCGCCCCUCCAGCACGGGCUUGGAGGACAUCAGCCCCACGCCGCUGCCUGACUCCGAUGACGACGAGCCCAUCCCUGGGACAGCCUCUCUGGGUCAGAAUUCCAGGGCAGCGUCGGAGGCCAGCAUGACUCCUGUCGAUCCCCUGAGCAGGACCUCCAAAACGGAGACCUCGGAGGUUAAAGAAAUGGUGCCUGGUGACCAGACUCCAACAUCAGAGAAAAUGGAUGAGCACUCCAGCUAUUUCUGCCAUCUGGUUUGAACAGGAGACAGUUGCUGGGCUUUAACACUC
Tinamus guttatus (white-throated tinamou) is the source of this 2057-nucleotide messenger RNA. The record is from RefSeq and is a predicted model, not a curated record. Lineage: Eukaryota; Metazoa; Chordata; Aves; Tinamiformes; Tinamidae.